GUAGAAAUGAAGAGUGAGUUACGCAUCAUCUGCCCGUCAGAGCUUGCGUCCGCUAACAGCCUUCAUAUGGCAAAAAAAGACAGUGCUUCUGAAACCAACUUUAUGGCUACUAACAGAGGAAAAACUGUACCUGCAAAAGAUGGUUUUCCCGGGUACAGCAGCUCUUCCUCUUCUUCUGCCUCCUUGGAAGGCAGACAGAAUUACUUCAAGAAGCGGAACUCAACUAGCAGCAAUAAAAAGGCAGUGACUCGAGUGUCUUCUGCCCCAUCUAAAAUAAGUGCUGGGUUGUAUAGUUCUCCAGCUACGAGGAAAAAUCCUUUUGACGAAGGAGAAAUUCAGGUUGGAGAGAGAGUACUGGUGGUAGGACAGAGAACAGGUACUGUUCGAUUUUGUGGGACAACAAAAUUUGCACCAGGAUUCUGGUGUGGAAUUGAAUUGGACAAGCCUCACGGGAAGAAUGAUGGUUCCGUGGGAGGCAUUCAGUACUUCAGUUGUCUUCCCAGAUAUGGUAUAUUUGCACCACCGUCUCGUGUCCAGAGACUAACAGGUUCUCUGGAUUCUCUCACAGAGACUUCAUUGAGUAAAAUAAAUCACACUUUUCCAGGUUUUAGACGCAGUCUAAGCACCACUUCUGCAUCUUCACAAAAGGAGAUAAACAGAAGAAACUCCUUUGUUAGAUCUAAGAGCUCUGUGUUACGGCGCAGCUGGAGUAAUACCACUACAAGCAGCACUGAGGGACCAGUGAAGUUGCAUGAAGGCUCUCAGGUUCUUCUGACCAGCUGUAAUGAAAUGGGGACAAUCAGGUACAUUGGUCCUACAGACUUUGCACCAGGGAUAUGGCUCGGACUUGAACUCAGAAGUGCCAAGGGAAAGAACGAUGGCUCUGUAGGGGAAAAGCGCUAUUUCACCUGUAAGCUGAACCACGGGGUCUUAGUUCGACCUAGCAGAGUAACCUACCGUGGGAUUAACGGGGCAAAACUUGUAGAUGAUAUUUGCUGA
Messenger RNA from Pterocles gutturalis (yellow-throated sandgrouse), 999 nucleotides. Its product is annotated as CAP-Gly domain-containing linker protein 4-like. The transcript is spliced from 8 exons. Lineage: Eukaryota; Metazoa; Chordata; Aves; Pterocliformes; Pteroclidae. Gene Ontology annotation, biological process: cytoplasmic microtubule organization. The record is from RefSeq and is a predicted model, not a curated record. Gene Ontology annotation, cellular component: microtubule plus-end; nucleus; cytoplasm. Gene Ontology annotation, molecular function: microtubule plus-end binding. The annotation marks the transcript as partial.